Messenger RNA from Ogataea parapolymorpha DL-1, 726 nucleotides. RefSeq lists its product as uncharacterized. Lineage: Eukaryota; Fungi; Ascomycota; Pichiomycetes; Pichiales; Pichiaceae. The coding region runs from base 1 to 726 and encodes 241 amino acids. Gene Ontology annotation, molecular function: nucleic acid binding. Gene Ontology annotation, cellular component: mitochondrion. The record is from RefSeq and is a predicted model, not a curated record. The transcript has a single exon.
AUGUUAUUUUCACUACCUGUGCGGAAGCUCAGCACGAAGGUCAUUUCCACUCCGGGCUUCAACUCGGUAGAGUCGUAUCUUAAUUAUGCGCAGGUCGUUGGAACGUCUCCGAAAUCAACAGUGUUUAGGGGAUCCUUGUACGAAAUCUCAUUUGCAGACUUCCUUGCUGAUCACCUAAGUUUGAAACGAAUAGUACUCCAAGGAGGUGCGAACGAUGGAGGUAUCGAUAUGCAAGCCACCUGGAACUUGAAGCAGCUGAAACGUGCACCUGAAAAGCCUGCAGACGCCUACUUGGGUCCUGCUCUUAAGCACGUUGUUCCAUUUGUUGAGCAAAAACAGAGUGAUGCUUUUAAAGUGCAUUUAUACGUGCAAUGCAAAUGCUGGAAGCGAAGCAAAAUGGACGCUAAAAUGGUUCGUGAGCUCACAGGGACAUUUGCAGACUUCUUUGCUAGAGAAAAGCUACAAAAUAGGGCGUUGGUCAUGUUUGUCACUCCUACAGGUGCCACAAAAGUCGGGCUCGCAAAUUUUGACUCAAGCGUGGUCCCCAUGAUAUUCGUCAAGUUCAGCGUACCGGAACUCAAGUCCCCAGGCCUAGACCCAUACAACGCCGAAAAUUACAUCAAAGGACGGGCAGAAAGUUUUUACUGCAAUCCGAUAGCACAAGCACUGUUGUCCGGACUCGACUGGAAGACAUUUGCAAAUACAAUUGUACGCAAUCAGAGAUAA